CGCGAACUCCAUAGACAUCACCACCAAGGGAGCCAGCACUACUCGGGUAUAUAUUUGUUGAACAACAAUUGGCAUUUGGCUUCUUUCACGGCCAAGAGCAAGCAGACUGGCUGCAUUUGAUGCUUAUCACAGUCCCGGACACUCCAAACCGUCUCGCCACAUCGGCCAUCACCAGCAGUGCCAGCAUCAUGGACGCCUCUUCCAACGCGAACACUCCUAACCCCACCAUCACGUUCUACGACAUCAUCCUCGACCCGGCAGCCUACCCGAUGUCGCCCAACCCGUGGAAGACGCGCUACGCGCUCAACUUCGCCGGCGUGCCCUACCGCACCACCUGGGUGCCCCUCAACGCCAUCGCCGCGACGCGCAGCGCCCUCGGCCUCCCCGCCAUCCGCAAGCACGCCGACGGCAGCGACUUCCCCACGCUGCCCAUCAUCCGCGACCCGCUCGGCAAACCCCCAGCGAAAACGGACAAAGGCGAAGCAGCAGCAGCACCAGGAGAAGAAGAAGAAGCAGUAAUCGGCGACUCCUUCGACAUCGCACUACACCUCCAACGCACCCACCUCUCCCCAAACCAACAACACACAACAAAAAACCAACUCUUCCCCUCCCUCUCCAGCACCAACCACACCCCCUCCGGCGCGGCCGCGGACGCGGACGCGGGUAGUGUGGCCCUGCACCGCGCAUUCAACGCGCUCGUCGACGAGCUCUUCACGCGCUACGGCGCCCCGCUCGCCGGCACGUACAUGCCGUUCGACCCGCGCACGGCCGCCGCCGACAAGGCGGCCAUGCUGGUGCGCUUUCCCGGCGGCGCGGCGGCGCGGUGGGAGGACCUGGAGAUCCCGCCUGGCUCGGAGGCGCGGCGGGGGAUGCUGCGCGAGUUUGAGGAUGCUUUGGAGCAGAAGUUGGGGUCGUGUUUUGGGGCUGGGGCCGGGGCGGGGCGUGGUUGUGGGGAUGGGGAGGAAAGGAGGGCGGCCGGCCCGUUUAUGGGUGGGCGAGGGAGCCCGAUGUAUGCCGACUUCAUCGUGGGCGGGUGGCUGCAGUUCAUGAGGGGGUGUUUGCCCGAGUGGGAGGAGAUGAGGGAUAAGUGGUCCGGAGGCAAAUGGGGGAGGUUGUUUGAUGCGCUGGAGGAGUGGGCGCAGGUGGAUGGUCGGGACGGGGUGGUUCCGGCGAGGAGGUGAAGGGCAUUAUAUCGCAGUCAGAGGGUGGUCUGUUGUUUUUCCGAACUCGUUCAGUCUUCGGAAUAGGUCAUCAUGGAUGCGCCGUUUGGGACUGGGAAAGACCGGCUAGUUGGGAGGUGGUCUUGCAUAUGAAGGGCGACCAUUGGUGUCUGAAGCGUGGGUUGCAGGGUGUGUCUCGCUGAUUCGGCAUUUUGUCGACUGCUGGGAUCAAAAUCUCGACUCUUCAGUUGGUGGAAGGCAGCCGCCAAGACCUUCAUGCGGGCACAGAGAUCGUUGAGAUCGUUCAUGGCGUGC
Thermothielavioides terrestris NRRL 8126 is the source of this 1475-nucleotide messenger RNA. RefSeq lists its product as uncharacterized. NCBI's taxonomy places the organism in Eukaryota, Fungi, Ascomycota, Sordariomycetes, Sordariales, Chaetomiaceae. The record is from RefSeq and is a predicted model, not a curated record. Bases 189 to 1181 code for a protein of 330 amino acids. The transcript is spliced from 2 exons.